CCCCCGGCCCGCCGUGUGCGUGGGAGGCGCCGGGCCCGCUCGGACGAACGCCGACGCGCUCAAUGCCCAGGGUGUUCUGUUGGAAUAUCCGUCGCACAUUUAUGGCGAUUCUGAGAGUGAGGGCAGACUUCUGCCAGGCCCAGCACAGCACCCUGGCUGACAAGUGAGCUGGGUGCAGGGGGUUUACGUGCCAUAAUCACUUUGCCUUGAAGACUCCAGACACAGCGAACACUCUCAAAUAUAUGGGAUAUCUUUUGCAUAUUGGAAGCAUAUUCCUUUUACUGACUCUAGCAAAACUAAGCAACAAGAAAACAAAGUGGAGAGAAAACCUGCCCUUAUUUUUUUGCCUCACCAGUGCCUAAAUGUAGAACAGGCUGCCUAGUCUUGCAUGUAGUCAGAAGUUUUGGAGUCUGAAGGAUACCACCUGCAGUAAUCGAGGCCUAAGUUGAAGGCAAGCGGAUUUUAAAGCAAAGCCGCUUUUCUAGAAGCGAAGUCUUUAAGGAACAAACACGGCAAAGCAAGCUCUGAUCAAUCCCAGGCAUUCUAGUGGUCUUUUAAAUGUUUUCUGCUGUGAAACGUUUCAGAAGUUACUGAUUUUUUUUUUUGCCCCUUACACAUUUUUUUUUGCCAUUAUGAACCGUCCAGCCCCAGUGGAAAUUACCUAUGAGAAUAUGCGUUUCCUGAUCACUCACAACCCAACCAAUGCAACCCUCAACAAGUUCACAGAGGAGCUGAAGAAGUACGGAGUGACAACCUUGGUGCGAGUUUGUGAUGCCACUUAUGAUCAAGCUCCUAUUGAAAAAGAAGGAAUCCAGGUUCUAGACUGGCCGUUUGAUGAUGGAGCACCACCCCCGAAUCAGAUAGUUGAUGACUGGCUAAACCUGUUGAAAAGCAAAUUCCGUGAGGAGCCUGGAUGCUGCAUUGCUGUUCACUGCGUGGCAGGGUUGGGAAGGGCUCCUGUUCUGGUUGCACUUGCUCUCAUUGAAUGUGGAAUGAAGUACGAAGAUGCAGUUCAGUUUAUAAGACAGAAAAGGAGGGGAGCUUUCAAUUCCAAACAGCUGCUUUACCUUGAGAAAUACCGACCUAAGAUGCGAUUACGCUUCAAAGAUGCCAACGGUCACUGCUGUGUUCAGUAGAAAGAAAUACUAAGCGAAGGCAGAAGUUUAUCAUAGCUGUUUUCUGGACUCUUGGCACCUGGAAAUGUGAAUCUGGAAUCAAACUACGUCAUCAAAUGAGUGGUGGAGUCAGUGCUCCUCAACCUCUGUCCUAAUGGUGGUGAUGAUUUAAAAAAUAAAAAAAA
Molecule: messenger RNA, 1300 nt
Organism: Tinamus guttatus (white-throated tinamou)
Lineage: Eukaryota; Metazoa; Chordata; Aves; Tinamiformes; Tinamidae
Gene: PTP4A2
Product: protein tyrosine phosphatase 4A2
Biological process (GO): protein dephosphorylation
Source: RefSeq, a predicted model, not a curated record